CCAUUAUUUGUUUACAUUUUGAGGCCGAGAAGAUAGAGAAGACUUGACCAAGCACCGCCACAGAUUCCAGGAAAUUACAUCGAAACUGCCAACUAACAUUUGACAAGUCGAUGGCUGCCACGAAGAGUCAAAGGGUUUGAUGAAGCAGAAGAAGAUGCACUGAUGAUGUAUAGGAGAUCUUGACCACCAUGUCAGCUGCACUAUUGGACAGAUACACAGGAGAUGCAUUCAUGGGCCAAGAUCGUACUGACCUCCACGCUGCUGCCUUCCAGGGUCAGCUAAUGACCCUAUAUGGCCUGAUCCGACGAGGUGCGGACGUCAACAAGUGCACCUCAGAUAGAGUCAGCCCACUUCACGACGCCUGCAGUAGGGGAUACCUUUACUGUGCAGAGAUGCUUGUAAAGCAUGGUGCUGAUGUAAAUGCAGGCAACAUUGAUGGUGCAACUCCCCUGUGUGAAGCUUGUUGCAUUGGCAAUGUAGAGAUUGUCCAGUUCUUGCUGAGCAAAGGGGCAAUCCCAAACCCACCAAUGGCCAGGACAGGACCACUCAAUGAAGCAGCCUCCAGAGGACACACCAAGUGCGUUGAAGAGAUGAUCAAAGCAGGAAGUAACCUAGAAGCCUCUGACUUGCAUUAUGGGACACCUCUGCAUGCUGCAUGUCACAUGGGCAGCACAGAAACAGCGAGGGUCAUACUCCAGGCAGGAGGAAACGUGAAUGCUAUCAUGAACCACACCAGUCCUCUGCAUGUUGCAGCAGGCGUCAAGAAUCCAGACCUUGUAGAUGUUCUCCUGGAGUAUGGUGCAAAUGUCUACGCCCUCAACAACCAGUCCAGGACCCCGCGGGAUCUCAUUCAUGCUACCGACACUACCACUAGGAAGAUCCUAGAUUUUGAAAUGGGCAAUCCAAGGAUGCUUGCUGAAUUGUGCAGGUGGCGAAUCCGCCGUCUCCUUGGUCCAAAGAGACUGGAACAAGUCAUCAAGCUGGGCCUGCCAAAGAUCAUGGUCAACUAUGUGCUCUUUAGAUAACACACGUCUAAUAGCCCUGGACAAGCGAUAUGACAUCGGUGGGACAUGGGGAUUGAUGAACUUCGCUGUGUGAAAUAUGUUGCUAAAUUUAGAAUUGGUUUACCUAUUCUCUAUAGUCCUUUAAACAGAGAUAAGAGUUAGAGGUGCCUUCCAAAGUGCUCAGAAGGCACAUGUAUUAUGAAGGAAGGAAGGAAUAACAUGCAUGCUCUAUUCAGUUAGCUCUUGAUGACUUCCAACAGUUAUCAGAAACACUGGCACUCGGGCAAGGUAUACCAUGUUAUUAAAGAAGGAAAACUAGUAACGUGUGUGAUCUUUUCAUGUAGCCAAUACUAACUUCCAACAAUUAUAAGAAAAUGCUGUCAUCAUUAAAGGCCUUAGCUUUUCUGCCCAGUACUAAAGUAAGGAAUCACAUUUCACAAGGGAAGAAUGGAAUAAUAGGUCGUUUGUUUGGAGCCAGAAGGGCGUUUACUCUGUGUUAAAGUAAAUGAGUCAACUCCCUUCUGGCUCAUCAUAGACAAUCUGUGCUCCAUUCGUGCAGCUCUUAACAAUAACAGCAGCACAAACGUACACAGUUGAAGUUUUUUUUUAAUAUACUUGAAUUAGGCAAAAUGAGUACAUACAGAGUUAUUUUAAAUUACUAGAUGUGUAACCAAUAAAGGGUAGAUUGCUGGAAUUAGAAGAUCACGAGAUGUAUUAACAAAGGAUUGUGACCAACAAAGCGGUGCCCUUUUGUUAAAAAUGUAUGCAUGAAAUUAGUAAAAAUACGGUGCAGUGAAAGAUUAGAAGAUGAAUUCAUAUCAAAUGUACAAGGACAUAAAUGUAUUAUUCUGGAGAGGUAAAAAUGUAAAGUUUUGUUAAUUUUGAACAAUGCUCCAGUUUUACAGGAAUAUAGAAUAAUAUAAGAUAACAAUGGCUACGGUAUUUAUUUUUAACACAUAAUAAGAAAAAAAGGAAAUAAGAUUAGGAUUAUUAUCAUUUCACCAAUGAUAUACAUUAAUAUACCUUUGUUAAGGUCUCUAAUAUUUAGAAAAUAUAAUUUUAUGACAAAGAUUUAGUGUUAAUAAGUUUUACAUGCUGUAUUGAUAUAUUCUUGCUUGAAAUAUGCACAGGCAUGUUGUAACUAACAGUAUAUUUGAUGAUUAAUUUGAUACGAAUGAUUGCUUUAUUGCAGUGCAAUUACUGAGAGGAUUGAUUUUCAUAUGACUUUUUGUUGUUGAAAUACAAUGUAAUAUUUGUUGCUGUGCAAUGUUUUACACCAUAGGUUUAUUUUAAAGAUAUGAUGCAAAAGUAAAUUGUGAAUUUGUAAUUUGAAUACCUGUCAUAAAUGGUCUAAAUUGUA
Strongylocentrotus purpuratus (purple sea urchin) is the source of this 2364-nucleotide messenger RNA. RefSeq names its product ankyrin repeat and SOCS box protein 13 (gene asb13). Gene Ontology annotation, biological process: positive regulation of protein catabolic process; protein ubiquitination. Lineage: Eukaryota; Metazoa; Echinodermata; Echinoidea; Camarodonta; Strongylocentrotidae. The record is from RefSeq and is a predicted model, not a curated record. The transcript is spliced from 7 exons. The coding region runs from base 189 to 1025 and encodes 278 amino acids. Gene Ontology annotation, molecular function: protein binding.